This is a messenger RNA of Cuscuta europaea, 2207 nucleotides long. The record is from the annotation of a GenBank genome assembly. Lineage: Eukaryota; Viridiplantae; Streptophyta; Magnoliopsida; Solanales; Convolvulaceae.
AUAGUCGUUCCACUUUUUAAAAAUUGGCCUUUUGGCUAUAACUGAACCGGUUACACGAGGAACGCACAUUUCGCAUUUCGAGCAAAGUGCGAAUUUCCAGGGCACAACUUUGCUCAAACGUUCCUCAAUUUCUCCAUUCAUCUGCUUCCUUCGGAAGACCACCAGCCGUUAUGUAAAAAAAGUGCUUCAUUUCUGUAGCAAGAAUUUCAUCAAUGGCUUUGUUUACUGCUCUCUGCCGGGCUUGCAUUUUGUAUGCUUUGCUGUUCUUCCCUGUGUGCUUCGCCGGCUUCGAGUUGGAGUACUCUUAUGUCACCAUAUCUCCACUCGGUGUUCCUCAGCAGGUUAUUGCAGUUAAUGGGAAUUUUCCUGGUCCUGUUUUAAAUGUUACAACUAAUGACAAUGUGGUGGUUAAUGUGAAGAACAAUCUGGAUGAAGAUCUUCUGGUUACCUGGUCAGGAGUUCAUAUGUGGCGUUCUUCUUGGCAAGAUGGAAAUCUGGGAACGAACUGCCCUAUCCCUUCAAAGUUGAACUGGACCUAUGAGUUUCAGGUCAAGGAUCAGAUAGGAAGUUUUCUCUAUUUUCCAUCCACAUUAAUCCAGAGAUCAUCUGGUGGCUUUGGUUCUUUCAUCGUCACCAAUCGCCCAGUUAUCAGUCUGCCUUUUGAUUUCCCUGAUGGGGAUAUAGUCAUAUUCAUUGGUGACUGGUUUACCAGAGAUCACAAGGCUUUGAGGGCUGACCUUGAUAAUGGUAAAGAACUGGGAAUGCCAGAUGGCGUCCUUAUAAAUGGAAAAGGACCCUACAGAUACAACUCUUCUCUUGUUCCUGAUGGCAUUAAUUAUGAAACCAUUAAUGUUGAUCCAGGCAAAACUUAUAGAGUUCGGGUGCAUAAUGUUGGAGUCUCAACUUGUUUGAACUUUAGGAUUCAAAGCCAUAAUUUGCUCUUAGUAGAGACAGAGGGAACUUAUACCUCUCAGCAGAACUUCACUAGCAUAGAUAUUCAUGUAGGGCAGUCCUACACUUUUUUGGUUGCAACAGACCAGAACGCGAGUAGUGACUACUAUAUUGUUGCAAGCCCAAGAUUUGUAAACCAAUCAAUUUGGCAGAAGGUUACUGGUGUUGCUGUUUUGCAUUAUUCCAAUUCCAUGGGUAAAGCAAACGGACCUCUCCCUGAUCCUCCCAAUGAUAUGUAUGAUACUUCCUAUGCGUUAAAUCAGGCCAUGUCCAUCAGGCAAAAUGUAUCUGCUAGUGGAGCCCGUCCGAACCCACAGGGGUCUUUCCAUUAUGGCUCCGUUAAUGUUACAGAUAUUUACAUCUUAAAGAGUUUCCCGCCAGUGAUGAUUGAAGGGAAGCGGCGAUCUUCUUAUAACAUGAUAUCCUUUGUUAAUCCUAAGACUCCAAUAAGGCUUGCUGAUGUAUAUGAUGUGCCGGGUGACUACAAGCUUGAUUUCCCAAAUAAGCCAAUGAACAGACCACCUAAGAUGGAUACAUCUAUCAUCAAUGGUACAUACAAAGGUUUCAUAGAAAUUGUAUUGCAGAACAAUGACAGCGUUGUCCAGAGUUUUCACAUGAAUGGUUACUCAUUCUUCGUUGUUGGGAUGGGAUACGGAGAAUGGACAGAGAACAAUAGGGGAUCAUAUAAUAGAUGGGAUGCAAUAUCCCGUUGUACUACUCAGGUAUUCGCUGGAGGGUGGACAUCAGUAUUGGUAUCUCUGGACAAUGUAGGGGUAUGGAACCUUAGAACAGAGAACCUUGACAGAUGGUAUUUAGGUCAAGAAACUUACCUCAGAAUUGUCAAUCCUGAAGAUACUGGAAAUAAAACAGAAUUGCCUGUGCCAGAAAAUGCACUUUACUGUGGUGCCCUUGCUUCAAUGCAGAAGCAUCCAACAUCUGCUGCAACCAUCCAUGAACGCAUAGGGCUGUUAUCAUCAUUACUGUUGAUGUUUGCAGCUGUCACUUACUUACAUGUUACCUGAGGUUUGACCAUUGUGCUUUAGAAUAGGAAUGGGGAUACUUUUGGAAUAUAUAUGUGUAUGGUAGGGAGUUUUGGGUUCUUUUGCUUUUAUGGUCCUAAUUUUAUUUAUUUGCUUUCAAAAUGUCCCACCAUGUCUAUUUGCACUCUAAGUCUGUGUAAUCACUCAUAUCACAGCAUUUUCCGCCAAAGGUGGUAUUUUUUAAAAUGUCUGAACUAAGACCACCCUGUGUUAGCA